CGAAGAAAAAACAUAAAUAUUCAAGAUUGUGUAUUUUAAAAAAUCUGUUCCAAAAGUGAAAACAAAGCAGGAAAAUCAUAAAUUUUGUGAACAUAAUUGAUGUCAUCGCUCAAGCACUUUCUUAUCUUCAUGAACAUUCAAGAUUAUUCAUAGUUCACAGAGACUGGCUGAUUUUGGGAUGGCUGGAAUAUUUGGCGGGGAAGAACUAUGCAAGGACUACGCAGGGUUCAUACGGAUUCACGAUAUUGCCACUGGUUAAUAUAGUAGGACCAGUGAUCAUAUGGUUGGAUGUUGAUCAAGCCAAUACAUAAUGGUUUGGUCGUGUUUUCGGGAUACAGUUGUGGUCCUUGUGGAGCUGGAUCCAGCUACACUAUAGACUUUUGGGAACUGUAGCCGUGGACUUCACCUGGGGCAACAAGACUUAAAAAAUAUAAUACAUAUUUACCUUGGUACUGUGUGAUCAUCAGGGUUUGCUCACUGAUUUAUGUUUGUCAAAUUCCUUAAGCAUGAAACAAAAUUUGAUGAUGCAAGUGUUUGGUUCGUUCCCGUUAAGAAUAAGUGUUAUGUUUCUUUGUAUUUUCAGCAAUUUAAAGGUUAGAAGCCAAAUUGAGGAUUAUGAUGGACAACCACGGGCCACCAUAGGAACACUCGUGCCUUUAUAUGCAAGCGACGGAAGUACUAUAGUUUCUCCAGGACGUAAAUUUGAACUGGGGUUUUUCUCCCCAGGUAAUUCAGGUAAUUCCUAUGUUGGUAUAUGGUACUAUGACAGCCCAGAAACAAUAGUCUGGAUUGCAAACAGACAGAGGCCCAUCCGAGAAGGUUCUGGCUCCAAAUUAGUAGUAGGAGAAGAAGGCUGUUUAAAUUUAUACAGUGGUUUGGAUGGAAUGAUGAGGAUAGCAUGGGGUUACAUUGUUAGAGCGGAACUUCUGGAUGAUGGGAAUCUCAAUUUAAUUAGCGAAAACAAUGAGGUUGUAUGGCAAAGCUUUGACCAUCCAACAGAUACUUGGCUACCUGGUGGGGAACUUGGAAUCCUCACUUCUUGGAAGCAUCACGAUGACCCAGCUCCGGGUGUCUAUUCUUUUGGGAUGUAUCCAGGAGGCAAUCCUGAACUUCUUCUCUGGAAGAAUUCAUCAGGACUGAUACUUUGGAGGAGUGGCGUCUGGAAUGGCUCUAAUUUCAAUUCUUUUUCAAUCGGUCAGGCGAAUUUCAGCUACAUCAGAAAAAAGCAGGCUAAAUAUUUUACUUACAACGUUCCAGCAUCCCUCACAGGCAGAUUUGCCAUGACUAAAGAGGGACAGAUCAAUCUGUGGGUGAGAGCGGAAAAUCAAAAGUGGAGAUUACAUGUAUCCAUCCUUGCAGAAGAUUGUAAUAGGUUUGGUUUCUGUGGUCCAAAUGGAGUCUGCAGCACGCUUUCAGUCCCUACUUGCAGUUGUUUCAAAGGUUUUAAGAUUCGUUCACCAAAACAGUGGAAGUCUGCUAAUUGGUCUGGUGGAUGUAUCAGGAUUAGGCCCCUGCAGUGUUCCAAUACUGAAUUUUUUUAUUUUUCUAAUGUUUCAAUGCCUGCUAAUGCAAAAUCUAUGAAUUCAGAGAGUCGAAAAGUUUGUCAGUAUGCAUGUCUGGGCAACUGCAGCUGCAAUGCUUAUGCUUACAGUGACGGCAAAUGUUCAUUAUGGUAUGGUGAUCUACUAAAUACAGUAGUCGGUGGCCGGAUUUCUUUAGGAAAUCUAUACGUCAGACUGGAAAACAAAAAGCUGUCAAAUGCUCUGCUGGCGGCUUUCAUUACCAUUCCAGUUCUCAUCUGCAUUUCAUUGAUUUACAUAUUAUGGCAUAUCUGGAGAAGAAGACAUAACAAGAAAGAAUACAUGUUUGCCUCUACCGAUCUACUGACUAGCAUUUCUCUACUGGUUGAAUUUUACAAUACCAGGAAAAACAGGUGAGAAUUUAUUAAAUCUCAACUGGGACACUAGCAGCCAACAGAACACAGAUAGUAAUAGCAUCACCACUAGCAGCCUACUUGGAGGAGAGAAGAAAGUUCCUAAUUUGCCACAGUUUAGCUUUUCAAGCAUAUCUGCUGCCA
Daucus carota subsp. sativus is the source of this 2077-nucleotide messenger RNA. Its product is annotated as G-type lectin S-receptor-like serine/threonine-protein kinase At2g19130. Bases 507 to 1937 code for a protein of 476 amino acids. The record is from RefSeq and is a predicted model, not a curated record. The transcript has 3 exons. Gene Ontology annotation, biological process: recognition of pollen. NCBI's taxonomy places the organism in Eukaryota, Viridiplantae, Streptophyta, Magnoliopsida, Apiales, Apiaceae.